Molecule: messenger RNA, 818 nt
Organism: Geodia barretti
Lineage: Eukaryota; Metazoa; Porifera; Demospongiae; Tetractinellida; Geodiidae
Source: the annotation of a GenBank genome assembly
ACCACUUGGAGUAGUAGUGACCUUUGUAGUGGGCAGCUAUGCACACAGUUAUGUAAUAACACCCACAUUAUCAGUGUAGUGCAUGCAAGAAGAAACCUACCCCCCUUGGCUGGAUUUCAACCAGUGACACUCUGUAGUAUAGGCAGAGCACAAUAUGUAAUAAUAUUCCAGUGCAGUUUUGAAAGCAGGCCUCAAGUCUACUGCACAUACAUGUGAUUUUACAGCAUGGUUUUCAUGCAGAGCUGAUGAAUAAUAUCCACAUACACUGGUACUCCUAAUGGUUUUUCUCCUUAUAAUCUCCCAGUUUUAUGUGGUUUACUUUUAAAACCGGCUUAUGUAUGUUGUUAUCCAUGUGUGCUUGCAUGGGUCUGCGUUACGGGUGUUUUUGUUGUUAUAUAUAGGUGCAGAGUAUUCUCAAAUACUUGUUCCCUGUGCACCAAGACUGACAGUAAGAGAAUCAUCACAUUUGCCAACAGAGAAGACUACAUCUCUUUCAGACAUCAUGUGUACAAGAAGAGUGGUGCUAAAGAUGUGGAACUGAAGGAAGUUGGUCCAAGAUUUGAAAUGAAGUUGUAUGAGAUAAAGCUGGGGACAGUGGACCAGGCUGAGGUGGACGUAGAAUGGAGACUCAGACCGUUCAUGAACACCGCUAAGAAGAGACACAAGCUCAGUACUGAGUGACAGUUCAAUCACCAUCAAUCUGUUCAUAUCGUCAUAAUUCACGUCGUCAAAACUUUCAGCCAUUCGCUUAUUCAAACGUGUAUGAAAAAGGAUGCAUUUGUCAAGCAAAAACGUUUGUUCGGCACAUGUAUUGUACG